Messenger RNA from Zea mays, 1181 nucleotides. Its product is annotated as dual specificity protein phosphatase 4. Gene Ontology annotation, biological process: negative regulation of MAP kinase activity; protein dephosphorylation; abscisic acid-activated signaling pathway. Gene Ontology annotation, cellular component: nucleus. Gene Ontology annotation, molecular function: MAP kinase phosphatase activity. Lineage: Eukaryota; Viridiplantae; Streptophyta; Magnoliopsida; Poales; Poaceae. The record is from RefSeq and is marked validated.
AUUCUUCUCUUCUCCUGGACAACUCAAGCUCAAAACCCAAAAUCGACCUUGUCGACCCGGAUCCGAGCUAGGCACCCGCACGACCACCCGCCUCCUGCCGGUCACCGGGACCUAGCAUCGCCGGGCGGCGGCGGGGGAGGGGAAGGUAGGCGAUGAGGAAACGUGAGCGGGAGAACCCGUGCGGGAUCUGCGGGCACUACCACAAGUACGAGGAGGGGGAGGUAUGCGGGGUGUGCGGCCACCGCUGGAAACCGUCGGACGGGGAGGGCGCCCCGUCGAGGCACGAGUCCGCCUUCCCCACAGAGGUGCUCAAGGACUUUCUCUUCCUCGGGAGCUACGACAACGCCUCACGCUCCGAGGUCCUCAGAACGCUCAGUAUCUCCCACAUCCUUAAUACUGUGCCUGAUUGCCACAAUCUGUACAAGAAUUCAUUCACAUAUCACAGUCUUCAACGGGACAGGCCUUUGGAUUUUGAUGAGGCAAACCAAUAUCUAGAGAAAUGUGAAAGAGAUAAAUCGCGUGUUCUUGUUCAUUGCAUGACUGGAAAAAACAGGUCUGCUGCUAUUGUUGCAGCCUUCUUGAUGAAGUCUAGAGGGUGGAGACUUGCACAAUCUUUUCAAUGGGUGAAAGAUCGAAGACCACAGGUUCAACUGACAGAUGCUUCUCAGAAGGAGCUUUUGGAGUAUGAGCUGAAGCUUUUCGGACCCAGUACUCAAACCUUGGUUCCCACUGAAUCAUUUGCUUCUCUUGGAUUUGGUUAUACAAAACCAGCAGGUGACAUGCAAACGCCUGUGUUCAACCAAACGACCAUGCCAUCCAUAUUCGAGCGAUUCAACCCAAAUGAUCGCCCCACCAAUUUCACUUUUGGAGUUGAGAGGAAAGCAGAAGCUAACCCUCGAGAUAACAAUAGUGAUGGCAGGGUAAACCCAACUUCAACGGAGAACCUGAUGGACAGCUCUUAAGAUGAUUUCACGAUGUCGCUGUUGAAUCUCCUUGUUCCAGAAGUAAACCCGCUGUAAUCUGCAUGUCGCGGAAGUAAACCUACUGCUCGGUGCCUCGGUGCACCGAAUACUUAUCCGGUGUCUAGGUUUCAGGGAGGUUUUGCCCUUGUCGCAUGAGAAAUGGUUCUCUGGAAACCGAUCUUUGCUUUAGAAUGACUGUAUGAAAUAGAUGUUUGUGGC